Messenger RNA from Doryrhamphus excisus (bluestripe pipefish), 4555 nucleotides. It is a transcript of the gene adarb2, whose product is annotated as adenosine deaminase RNA specific B2 (inactive). Lineage: Eukaryota; Metazoa; Chordata; Actinopteri; Syngnathiformes; Syngnathidae. Gene Ontology annotation, biological process: adenosine to inosine editing; RNA processing. The record is from RefSeq and is a predicted model, not a curated record. Gene Ontology annotation, molecular function: double-stranded RNA adenosine deaminase activity; double-stranded RNA binding; tRNA-specific adenosine deaminase activity. Gene Ontology annotation, cellular component: cytoplasm; nucleolus.
ACGCCGAAUGCGCGGAGAGGCGAGCGCAGGACUGCGAGCCGCGCGGCGACGCUGAGCGCUGCCGAGCACACACACGGACGUCCGGGGGGGGGGAGGGUUGCGGCUAUACCGACGACUCCGACGGCACCCCGGCUCGUCUUCUCCGGAGGCGGGGGCAGACGCCGCAAGUCGAACGUCGCUAAAGAAGAGUCCGACCACAAAGUUCCUCCGACGAGUCGCUCCGACCGAAGGCGGAUGGCGUCCGUACUUGGAAACAGCAGCCGCGCGUCGGGGGCUCAGGGCGGCCAGGUGAAGUGCAAGCUGAAAAGGAGACGGAGGAGGAGAUCCAAGCGAAAGGAGAAAGUCAGCAUGCUGUCGGCAUUGAUCGCUCCCUUCAAGUACAUCAGCCCCGGGACCAGCGGCACCGAGGACGAGGACAGUUUAAGUACCAGCAGUGCAGAGGUGAAGGAAAACCGCAAUAUUGACAACCUGGAGGAGUGUCACUCACGGUUUUGCUCCGACUCUACGAGGAGCGGCGGCUCUGGUCUGAAAAGGAAACGCCCCCUGGAGGAAGACAACAACGGCCACCUGAGCCGCCUGCGUCUGAUCUGUAAGAAGGUGUCCUGGUCGGAGGCGCCCAAGAACGCUUUGGUUCAGCUCAACGAGCUGCGGCCGGGCCUCCAGUACCGCGUGGUGUCCCAGACGGGGCCGGUCCACGCUCCGGUCUUUUCCAUCGCGGUGGAGGUCAACGGGCUGACGUUUGAGGGAACGGGUCCGACCAAAAAGAAGGCCAAGAUGAGGGCGGCAGAGCUGGCCCUGAAGUCAUUCAUCCAGUUUCCCAAUGCUCCUCAGGCCCAUCUCGCCAUGGGAAACAUCUCCAACCCUUCAGCCGACUUCACUUCAGACCAGGCUGACUUCCCUGAGACGCUGUUCAAGGAGUUUGAGUCCUCGCCUUGCUCUGACGGCCUGGCCUUCUGCAACUCGGGAGCAGAAGGUCACCUGUUAUCCAGUGAGCUCCUCAGACACGGACGCCUGCUUCGCCACACCCUGGACCUGAUGGUCCAGGCUCAGCAGAGGCUGGGAGGCCUCGUUCCGGAGCCGAAUGCAGCCAAGAGUCCCGUGGUGCUGCUCAAUGAGCUCCGGCCGGGCCUGCGCUACGCUUGUCUCUCUGAGCGAGCCGAGGGCCGACGGCUACGGAGCUUUGUGAUGGCGGUGCGCGUGGACGGACGGAUUUUCGAGGGCUGCGGUCGCAGCAAGAAGGUGGCGAAGACCCAGGCGGCCCAGUGUGCUCUGGAGGCCCUCUUGAACAUCGGGGCGGGCCCUGAAGGGAGGCCAGGUGUCAAAGGCAGCGGGAAGAGAUGUCCUCAUUUACCCCAGGACUUUGCUGAUUGGAUAUUCCACUUGGUGAGGGAGAAGUACCGGUCACUGGUGGGCGGCUGCCAUCCAGCGUACGUACGUCAGAAAUCCCUGGCGGGCAUCGUAAUGACCCGAGGUCUGGACAUGAGCUUGGCCCAGGUGGUGGCGCUGUCUACAGGCACAAAGUGCAUCAGCGGCGAGAACCUGAGCGACCAAGGACUCGUGCUCAACGACUGUCAUGCCGAGGUGAUCGUACGCCGAGCCCUGCUACGCUUCCUCUACUCGCAGCUGGAGCUCCUCAUCAGCAAAAGGCCGGACGACUGGGAGGAGUCUAUUUUUGAGCGCCACAAGGAGCGCAGCUACAGGCUACGAGACGGCGUCCGCUUCCACAUGUACAUCAGCACCUCGCCGUGCGGCGACGCCAGGCUCAAUUCCCCCUACGAAAUCUCCACCGACCUACACAGCAGCAGGCGGCUGGUGAGGAAGCACCGCUGCCACCUGCGGACCAAAAUCGAGUCGGGCGAGGGAACGGUCCCGGUCAGGUGUCGGGGGUCCGUGCAGACGUGGGACGCCGUUUUACAAGGAGAGCAGCUCAUCACCAUGUCCUGCACCGACAAGAUCACCAGGUGGAACGUUGUGGGCCUGCAGGGGGCGCUGCUGAGCCGCUUGAUGGAACCCGUGUACCUGCACAGCGUGACCGUGGGCAGCCUGCGCCACCCGGGCCACCUGGGCCGGGUUCUCAACCAGCGGCACGAACGUCUGGGCCCGCUGCCUGCCGCCUACAGACGCAACCAGCCGCUGCUCAGUGGUUUGAGCUGUGCGGAGCCUCAGCGUUCGGGGAAGGCGUCCUGCGUCAGCAUCAACUGGACGUUGGGCGACACGCAGGUGGAGGUGGUCACCACGGUAACGGGAAAGAAACGCGACUCGGGGACGCCCUCGCGCCUCUGCAAACACGCCCUGUUCACCCGCUGGAGACGACUUUACUGCAAGCUGGGGUUCCCGCCGUCCUGCUCAGACGACGGCCAUCUUGUUUACUGUCAGGCCAAGAUGGCGGCGCGUCCUUACCAGACCGCCAAGCACCAGUGGUUCCGCUCACUGCAGGAAUCGGGCCUUGGCGCUUGGGUGAAGAAACCACCCGAGCAAGAACAGUUCCUGCUGGCGGACUAAAGAGUGUGGGUGUGUGUGUGUGCGCGCAUGUGUGUGUGUGCGCGUGUGUGUGCGUGUGUGCGUGUGUGUGCGUGUGUGUGUUAACCUUUAUUUUUUUAUUAGGGCAAGGUAGGGCCAUGAUCUUUGCAAACAGCUUUAUAACUGCGAGUGAAAGCUGCAAACUCACAGCUGUCACCCUCGUGUGUGUGUGUGUGUGUGUGUGUGUGUGUGUGUGUGUGUGUGCGUGUGUGUGUGUGCGUGCACGUGCGCGUGUGUGCACGUGUUUCUGAAUGGCCCACUCCCCCACUCAAUAGAAAAGCCGGAAGGUCACCUGGACGUGCUGAAAGGAAGAGGAAAUAAAAAGGAUGGUGUGUUUUUCUUGGUCUCCUUUAAACACGCGAACACGUACACACACGUAAACACCCCCCCCCCAUGCCCCCGCCCCUCAGGUGUGGCGUCCGUCAAGAAAGGGUGGGGUAACCUUGAGCGAAGUGAAAGGCAGCAGCGGCUAUCUUGUCAUCAGCUAUUUCCGGGCCCCGAGGCUCCCGUGGAGCGCCGGGAGGAGAGAGCGAGACAGAAAGGAAAGAGAGAGACGACCGCGUCCAAUUACCCGUCCUGUCAGGGUGACGGGUGAUGGGGGUGAGGGGCGGGGGUGGGGGGAUUGUGAGGAAAAAAGCGGGACAGACGAUUCAAUGCCAUCUCCGGCGACCCGCUUCACCUUUUCUAGCUUUGUCCUUGUGCCCUUUUUCUAAAGAUGAUGGCUUUAACUCCCUCGCUACAUCCCAAUACUACGUGAUGACGAGUAUCCGCAGUACGUAGAAAUACUUCCUUAUUUGGCAUCUCACUUUUGAACCUGAAGGCCUCCUGGAGCCCACAUCACGACUAUUCUAAGGGAAUGAUGUUUGCACUCCUCAAAGAUCCUCAAGAUGACAGGACAUCUCUGCUGGUUGUAGAAAUCACUCGUCAAAGAUCCUCUAUGACAGGAACAACUGACUUCAAGGAAGAAAAACACCAACAAAGCUCUUUUCUUCAAUUCGUGACAUUUUAUGAAGGGUCGACUGGCAUGUAGUUCACCUGUUUUACCACCAGGUGGCGGCACUACAUUCUAAUUGUCAUCUCAUUCCUCCACAAAAGACAAUUUGGGCCUCACUGACACACACACGGAGACGCAUACAUACAUACAUACAUACAUACAUACAUACAUACACAUCGGCAGGUGGCGCCAAACUAAAUAAAUGACAUAAAUGCACAAAUGCUUGCUUAAGGGAACCACAGCAAUGCUCGGGAAGGGAACAUCAAGUCUUCAUGAUUUCCAAAUCAUCAUUACUUCCCGUUUGGUGGGUUAAGGUCGGCCUGCACGUUGAUUGGCACCAGCGAGCAGCCAAUCAGCUUGGCUCAGCUGACAAACGUAUGGAAGGUGCAACAGUGACAUCUAGCGGCCGUUCUGUGCUAGGACAUGUUCACUGCCUCCAUUAAUAAUCGGCUAUUAAUAAUCCUUACAUAUUAAGACUCGCUGCUCUUUAGGGUGCCAAACAAACAAUAUUUAAUAUUGAUAUUGAUCACUUCUUGAUCUGUUUUAUUUUCUAAACCUAACAUCCCAAGAAUGGUCACACAACAUUGAGUAUUAUUUUCAUACCUGAUCAAAAUGUAGCGGUUGUGUCAUAAAAGUAUUGUGAAGAACGUGGUGAUUAUUAUGAUUACUGCAUUAUCGUUUUCCAUGAUGAUAAAUAUAUAUGAUUCUACACAUGAUGUCAGCCUUAUCAGGAGAGUACACCCAAGCACCGCUACUGUAUAUGACAUAUUAGCAUAUUAUCAUAUUACCAUAUUAUCAUAUUACCAUAUUACAUAUUGCUGUGGUGCAGGCCAGUAAAGCCAUCAAGUUGCUUUGAUGUCCUCUGCACUCACCAUAGUCUUUUACUGGGAUUGGGUGUGUGUGUCCCAUUAGACGGAGGAGUGUACAUACUGUAUGUAACAGAGAAGGAGGAUGGUGUACAUGUAGUACACCGUGUACAGCAUGUACUCUGAAAGGUCAAUGUCUGUACUUGCAUAUGUGAAUAAAAGCACAGCAUCCUGA